Trichogramma pretiosum is the source of this 4782-nucleotide messenger RNA. Its product is annotated as transcription elongation regulator 1. Gene Ontology annotation, cellular component: nucleus. Gene Ontology annotation, molecular function: RNA polymerase binding; transcription coregulator activity. The record is from RefSeq and is a predicted model, not a curated record. Bases 395 to 4408 code for a protein of 1337 amino acids. NCBI's taxonomy places the organism in Eukaryota, Metazoa, Arthropoda, Insecta, Hymenoptera, Trichogrammatidae. The transcript is spliced from 17 exons.
GACUACACGGUGCUUCGUCCGACGAUGAUACAGUUUCUACGGGCGUAGAGUUAUCAAACCCGCCUGUAUAAUAUUAACGACGAAACAACCAGUCUGUUACUAUAUCAACAACUGCGACGACACGACUUCGUCCCUGGGGCUUAGCUACCGAAGUUUUUUCUAUAAUCUUAAUUACAAGUGUAUUCGUGCAUCACAUAUCGAUUAUAGUCCGCACAGAGUCUAUCGCGUUAUGUUCAUUACGACGCUUGCAGGUUAAGAUUCGUGCGUUACAUCUUUCUCUUUGCGUUACCCACACACAUGCCAUACAGCGAUCCCUGGUGAAGCCGCCGCGUCGUCACCUGCGACCUGACCCCGAGUAGCUGCCAAAGUAGCUCCUCGAUUAAUCCCCCGUGCAAUGAUGGAGAUGGAAGGAGCCGCUGCCACGGCGGCCGAGGUGCAGCAGCAACAGCAACAGCAACCCUCGCCCUGUGCACCCGGUACCCCCAAUGCCUCCGCGACAUCCCAGGAUCCCAUGGAGAUGCAAGCGAUGGAUGGAGCCAUGCCCGGCCCUGAGGACGGCAUGCCCAUGGACGAGGCCGAUGAUUACUACUACGACGAGGAGGAUUACAGACACUAUGCUCACCGUGGUAGAGGAGGCUUCAGGGGCAGAGGUCGAGGAGGUUUUGAUUUUCCACAAAGAGGUGGACCACCUAGGUUUCGAGGCAGAGGUUUUGGACCAAGAGGCGGCCCAAUGUAUAGGAGUGGUAAUAAUGGAUACUACGAUGGACCACCCCCACCACGUCCGCCAAACUGCCCACCUGGAGCACAAGGACCUAGGUAUAGAGGACCACCACCAUUUGACCCAAGUUGGGGACCAAUGGGCCCUCCUCCAAAUAUGAUGGGACCACCAAACAUGAUGGGACACCCACCUGGAGGAAUGCCACCACAUAUGAUGAAUGGACCUGGCAGUGGUCCUGGACCUUAUGGACCUCCUGGACAAGGAAUGGGGCCUCCUAACAUGAAUAAUAUUCCAGGUCAAGCGCAACAGCAACAGUCACAGCAGCAGCAGCAGCAACAACAGCAGCAACAACAACAACAGCAGCAGCAAAAUAACAUUCCAGGUCUUGAUCUCAACGGUGAGGUAUGGGUAGAAACAAAAACACAGGAUGGAAAAUCCUAUUUUUAUAAUAUUAGAACUCGUGACACAACAUGGACAAAACCAGAAGGACCAAACGUUAAGGUCAUGGUACAAGAUCAGCUUGAGCAAUUAGUGCAUGGACAAUCAAAACAACCAACUACCGGGUCCAAUGCAUUGGCUACUCAGCAAACUCAGCAAACAUCUGAAGUUCAACCAGAAGUACAACAAUCUCAGCAAGAGGAACAACCACAAACUACUGAAACUAAGGAAGAGUCUAAUGCUGAAGAAAGUGCAGAGGUAAGGACCCAGCAGGAAGAGGAAGAGAACUCAUCAACACCUAAUGCCACUGAAACAGAGUCAAGUCAAGUAAGUACAGCAACUCAAGGUACUGGUACCCCUACUGACCCUGCACCAGGGUCAACAGAGCCUAUGGAUACAACAAAUUCUUCGUCUGAUGCAGCUAACCAGCAGACAGCUCAGGCUCAACCUAUCAACGGUACUAGCGUUCCCGUGGCUUCAGUGGCAUCAGCUACACCGAUCGUCGCUACUCCUGCUAUGAAUGCAAAUCCAAUGAUGCAAGCUCCACCAAUGAUGCAAAUGCCACAUAGAAUGCCAACACAAUUUGGAGGUAUGCCUCCUUUUGGAGGUCCCCCUGGUACCCCAUUUGGUAUGCCUCCACCUUUCCAACCGUUUGGAUCUGGAUAUGGACCUCCUCAAAAUCCUUGGGGCAUGCCACAAAUGCACCCAAUGCAACAACAAAUGGCACCAUCCCAAUCUAUUCCUGGUGAAGAUCCAAACGUCAUAUCGCAGCUAGAUCCUGAACUAGUGGCUGCUGCGAUGUUAUGGACUGAACACCGAGCACCAGACGGCCGUUGUUACUAUUACAACAGUAAAGCUGGCGAAUCUGUAUGGGAAAAACCUCAAGUUUUGAGAGAUUUCGAAAAUGCCAAAGCAGCAUUUAUUCGGCAAAGAGAAGAAUCUUCGGCAAAUGCUAAUUCUUUAGUUAUGAUGAAUUCCUCUGCAGAUCUAAGUUUAACUUCUAUUAAUGAUAACCCAGGUUCCAAAAUGAAUUCGGAUUCUAAAAUUAAUAAUUCUAUCGAAGUUAAUGACUCCGACAUGACAGAAGCUGAAUCCAAAGCCAAAAAAGAAGAGCUUUUAAAAGAACAAUCCAAACCUCAAGAUAAAUCGAAACCUGUUUCCAGUACCCCAGUACCAGGAACUCCAUGGUGUGUAGUAUGGACGGGAGAUAAUCGUGUUUUUUACUAUAACCCAUCAUCUAGAACUUCAGUUUGGGAGAGACCAGAUGAACUUUUUAAUAGAAUUGACGUAGAUAAAAUGGUUGCUGGCCCACCAGAAACUCCUGGCAAUGCUGCAACAAAAAAUGAAAUAAGACGCAUUGAUGAUAGUAGCGGUGUUAGCAGCGACGAUGAAGACUGCAAACCAACUGACGCUAAAAAAGCAAAAUUGGACGACUCUAAAGUUGUUCCAGUUAAGACGGAAACAAGUGCAAAAGAAGUAAAAACUUCAAUAGAUAAAGGCAAAGAUGCCGCAAUUGAAGCUGAAGUUAGAGCCGCUCGAGAACGAGCCAUUGUUCCUUUAGAAACUAGGAUAAAAUCUUUUAAAGCGAUGUUGACAGAAAAAGAGGUUUCAGCGUUCAGUACAUGGGAAAAAGAAUUACAUAAAAUUGUUUUCGAUAGUAGAUAUCUUUUGUUGACUUCUAAAGAGCGAAAGCAAGUAUUUGAAAAAUAUGUGAAAGAGCGAGCCGAAGAAGAAAGGCGAGAAAAAAGGAAUAAAAUGAAGGAGCGUAAAGAACAAUUUCAAAAAUUAUUAGAGGAAGCCAAUCUUCAUGGAAAAUCAUCCUUCAGUGACUUCGCUCAGAAACAUGGACGCGAUGAAAGAUUCAAAAAUGUUGAAAAAAUGCGUGAACGAGAGAGUCUUUUCAAUGAGUAUCUGUUGGAGGUUCGAAAACGUGAAAAAGAAGAAAAAGCAACUAAACGCGAACAGGUCAAAAAGGACUUCAUCGCGAUGCUGCGUGAACACAAAGACAUUGAUCAUCAUUCUCAUUGGGCAGAUUGGCGCAAACGACUCGAAUCGGACUAUCGUUACCGUUCCGUCGAUUCUAUGAACGCUAGAGAAGACUAUUUUCGAGAUUAUGUACGAGAUUUGAAGGAAGAGCGUCGUCGCGAAAAAGAAAAAGAGAAGGAGCGUGAAGAGCGUCACAGGGAAAAGAAAGAAAAAGAAAAGAAAGACAAAGAUAAGGACAAAGAUAAGGACAAGGAUAAGGAAAAAAAAGAAAAAAAGGAGAAGAAUAAAAAGGAUAAAAAAGAUAAAGACAAGGAUAAGGAAGAAAAGAAAGACAAAGAGAAAAAACACAAAGAUAAAGAUAAGAACGAUGUGGGAGAAGAAAAAGAAAGUGGAGAGAUCGAAGACACAGACGAUAAUCACAAAGAUUCUGCCAAAGAAGAUAAUGACGACACUGAUCAACACGAGGAAGAUGAAAAAGAAAAUGACGACGAUUCCGAUUCAGUGGCCGCAGCCGCCGCCGAAGAAGAAGACCGCAAACGUGAACGUGAACGACGUGCCGAAGCAAGUCUUCGCGAACGCGAACGUGAAGUCCAAAGAACUUUGGCCACACAUCUUCGAGAUCGUGAUAAGGAACGUCAACAUCAUCGACAUACUGAAGCAGUGCAGCAUUUCAAUGCUCUAUUGGCCGAUCUCGUCAGAAAUGGCGAUUUAUCAUGGCGGGAGGCUAAGAGACAAUUGCGAAAGGAUCACAGAUGGGAACUGGUUGAUUCGCUUGACCGAGAGGAAAGAGAAAAAUUGUUCAACGAGCACGUUGAACAGUUGGGACGCAAAAAGCGAGAUAAAUUCCGCGAACUUUUAGAUGAGGUUGGAGCAUCCACAGAUUUAAAUGCUGCUUGGAAAGACGUUAAAAAAUUGCUAAAAGAGGAUCCUCGAUACAUAAAAUUCUCAUCUAGUGAUAGGAAAUGUGAGAAAGAAUUCAAAGAAUACAUUAAGGAUAAAUUGGUCGCAGCUAAGGCAGAUUUCAGAGAGUUACUGCAAGAAACAAAAUUAAUAACGGAUAAAACGCUAAAAAAAGUCCAAGACAAUAAUGCCCACUUGCAAGAAAUAGAAGAUAUCUUGAAAAAUGAUAAAAGAUUCUUAGUGCUGGAACCUGCAGCAUCGGAAAGGUCGCGAUUGCUAAUGGCGUAUUUAGAAGAGUUGGCGCGAAGAGGACCACCUCCGCCUCCAACUGCUUCUGAGCCAACGCGGCGACCUGCCGUAAAUUAAUCAAAUUUCAAUGUUACUAAUACAACACGAGGCGUUCUGAACACAAGAGUUGCUGGACCGCACUGACUUAUAGAUUGUUGAAACGUUCAUCGCUGUUGUUUAGACAUGCAUGUAUGAUUGUCUCCAUAAAUAUGUGAAUUAACUAUUAAAAAAAGUGUAUAUAUUUAUUAUCAAAGUAAAAGUUUGUUAACUUUUAUAAUUGUGCGCACUUGUGUAGGUUUAGCUUCAAUUUUUUUGCUACUUUAUGAAAGUAAUAAUUUAAAGUUUUGAUAUUUGAGAGUCACCAUAAAUAAAGUAUGAUAUGAAAAUCAUUCUGUACUCAGAUGUAUAGCUAAUAAAAUGAACAAAAAUACGUUAUUCUACAACAUUUUAAA